AUGGAAUCGAAUGAUGUUCGCUUCGUAGGAAUUCAUGGGAUGGGUGGCGUUGGUAAGACAACGCUGGCCGAAAUAAUUUAUGAUAGAGUUUCUUCUGAUUGUCGAUUUGAAGGAAACAGCUUUAUUUCUUUCAAUGGAGAAAAAUCUACAGCUCGUGAUCUAGCUUCUUUACAAACGCAACUUCUUUCUGGGAUCAUGCAAGAACGUAUAGAAGUAUCGGAUCCUCACGAAGGAAUUGAGAUGAUAAGAAGCAGGAUGCAGAAUAAAAAAGUUUUUAUCGUCCUUGAUAAUGUGGAUAGUGACGAGCAACUAGAGGCAUUAGCAGGGGAUCAUAAUUGGUUUGGUCCAGGGAGUAGGGUAAUUAUAACAUGCAGAGAUAGUCAUCUGUUGAAAAUAAAUAAAGUGAAUGAUAUGUGUGCGGUUCAGCUGCUUCAACCCGCCGAUGCUUUGGAGCUCUUUAGUUUGUCAGCCUUCGACGAAACCCAUCCUCCAGAGGAUUACAAGGAUCUAUCUAUGGAUUUUGUGAAUUAUGCUGGAGGCCUUCCUUUAGCUCUUAAAGUUUUGGGUGGCUUCUUAUUUGGGAGAACAAUAGAUUUUUGGGAAAGUGCUAGGGAUCAUCUAAAAGGAAAUCCUCCAAAAAAAAUUUCUGAUAUACUUCAAAUAAGUUUUGAUGGGCUGGGGGAAUCGUAG
This is a messenger RNA of Carya illinoinensis, 690 nucleotides long. RefSeq names its product disease resistance protein RUN1-like. Bases 1 to 690 code for a protein of 229 amino acids. The transcript has a single exon. Gene Ontology annotation, biological process: defense response. Lineage: Eukaryota; Viridiplantae; Streptophyta; Magnoliopsida; Fagales; Juglandaceae. Gene Ontology annotation, molecular function: ADP binding. The record is from RefSeq and is a predicted model, not a curated record.